Molecule: messenger RNA, 219 nt
Organism: Fusarium odoratissimum NRRL 54006
Lineage: Eukaryota; Fungi; Ascomycota; Sordariomycetes; Hypocreales; Nectriaceae
Exons: 1
Coding region: 1-219 (72 amino acids)
Source: RefSeq, a predicted model, not a curated record
AUGGCUGCACCACAGGCGAUGACAGAUGACGAGAUCGCUAAACAUCACCUCACCCUCCAUUCAAAAUACUUCCCCGGAAAGUUUGACUGGGAGUUUCCUGGGCCCCAAGCAUCCGUAUCGCAAAGGCGUCAAUAUAUGUACGCCUUCACAAAUGGUAUCACGGGCCAGAAGGCUUCCAAGUCACGACGAGCCGCGUCCGCAAACUUGCGAAAGACCUAG